AUGGCCGCCGACGCAACACAAUCCAGCCAGGCGGAGAGUAGUACUACUCCAUCCCUCUCGGUGAAUGCUGCAGGCGUAACCACUACUACUUCAUCCCUCUCGGUGAAUAGUGACGCUGCAGGCGCGACCACUACUACUCCACACUCCUCAACAAAUGUUGGCGCAUCCGUGGAGACUACUUCAUCGCUGAUGUCGCUGCCUCACACUCAGCCUGCUGGUAAUUCAACAUCGCGAACGCCUUCCAGCGUUGCUAGCCCAUCACACACACCUACCAACGAAACCGUGGUCCCAAUAGAUUCGCAAUCAAAUGCAACCUUUAGUUCUGGGACUCUUGCAGGUGCCAUAGUAGGCGCCUUUGCAGGGGGUUGUAUCUUGGCUCUAUUAUUGGCCAUUCUUUUCUUCUAUUUCCGCAAGAAGACUCGCAAACCUAGGGAGCAGGACCGUGAUUCUGCUUUCAUUAAGAAAAAUACAGGAAAGGUAUCAGGACAGACAAUCACUACAUUCGCUGGCUCUUCUACUACAGCGAGCUCUGAUAAGCCGCUCCCCCCAGUUGCGACCGCGUUUAAGUCCCAGCACCUCGAUCUGUCUACAUAUAUUCCACAGCCAGCAGAUGACAACUCUGUGUGCAUGCGAAUCCAGAGCUUAUUUGAUCAGGCCGGUCUGCAUGUUGAAAACUACUACUCUCGCACCGCUUCCAAUCCACCUUUGACUCAAGACCUUCUUGCUCGUCUCAGCCACUACGACUCAGCAUAUUUGCCUGCUUCCUUGAUCACCAUGCUUUCAAGACCCCGAUCUCAAAGGGCUGUUCUCACCCAUGCUCUAGUUUACAGCCUGAUGCGUGCUAUUCAACCCGGAGCAACCGAAAACUCUCUUCUUCCACCGAGUUAUGCGCAAAUUUCAAAGCAACAGGGAAGCGAGAUGGCCAAUGAUGCCACGGACCGUGCCGAAUUUGCUUGGCGUAUGCUCACGUCCUUCCUCUACGCGUCAGACAACCAUUCGCCGACCCUACCCACAGACAACAUAAUGACAUUUGCGGAGGAAUUUACCAAGGCAUUUGAGCCAUACAGCAAUUCGCAAUUCGCAGAGGAUGAUCGCCUUCGGCAUCUGGCCACUAUCUCCAAGUCGGCAGCUGAUCUCGGCAUCUGGUUAUUCUCACAGCCAUGUUCGUUCAAGUUCCAGUGGAUAACAAAUGGGGUUUCUGGUGAUACGAUCGUGGUCCUUCCUGCUCUUGUAAAGGUCUGCGACGAACAGGGCCGACGAUUGGCGGUUCCAGAGACGUUGGCGGAGGAGAAGACAAUACAAAUUUGA
Penicillium hordei is the source of this 1308-nucleotide messenger RNA. RefSeq lists its product as uncharacterized. The transcript is spliced from 2 exons. The record is from RefSeq and is a predicted model, not a curated record. Bases 1 to 1308 code for a protein of 435 amino acids. NCBI's taxonomy places the organism in Eukaryota, Fungi, Ascomycota, Eurotiomycetes, Eurotiales, Aspergillaceae.